AUGCCGCCACCGGCUGGCCACGCCGCAUCGCCCGCUGCCACCACCGGCACCGCCACCGCCGCUGCCACCACCACCACCACCGCCGCGGCCACUCGCCGGCUACAGCGACAUUGGGGAGGGGGAUGCCACCCCGCUGAAGGGGAGGGGGGAGCGAGGCCCAACCGCCGCUACACCCACACCGGCCCGCGGAGGGGCUGCGGGGGGGGGGGGAUGAUUUCGUCUGUCCCGGUGAAGGCCGCCCGCCUCGCGCACGCCCACGCGUGUUCCCGCGGUGCCACGCAAGGACACGCGCGUGCACUGCUGAAGAUGGAGGGCCCUGAGCUGCUCCAGGUCGUGGUGCUGGCAGCCAUGGCCCUGGGGGGGUCCUGGGCCACCCUCCCUGACCACCACACCCUCCCUGACCACCACACCCUCCCUGACCACCGCCUCUCCUCCGAGGCUGGAGCCAUCUUCGUCCACGAGCUGGAGCGGGAGCUCUUCCAGGAGGCCUUCGUCAAUGGCCACGAGGAGGAUGAUGCCCCCCCCAUCACCUUCCAAGCUCACCUCCAGGACCACCCCGACCUGCCCCGCUGGCUGCGCUACGUCCAGCGAGACCCCCUCCAGCCGGGCUACCUCUAUGGCUGCCCCACUGCCAGCGAGCUGGGCACCCAUGGCAUCGAGGUGCUGGCCUACAACCGGCACACCUACCAGACGGCGGCACAGCUCCUCCUCCUCACCGUCAUCCCCGCUCCAGAUGGGGAGCCACCCUACCAGGGGGAGUUCCUGGUGGGGAACCGGAACGUGGAGGAGAUGCUGCCCGAGGAGGUGCAGGAGAUGUUCCUGCAGGCCACAGCUGGAGUCUGGGACCAGGAUGACCUCCGUGUGAUCAACAUCACCUCGGCCCUGGACCGGGGCGGCCGCGUCCCGCUGCCCAUCGAGGGGCGCAAGGAGGGGGUGUACGUGAAGGUAGGCUCCCACGGUGCCUUCUCCCCCUGCCUGGCAUCGGCCACCUCGCCCCAGAGCCGCCUGCGCUGCAGCCUGGGCCAGCAGCCCCUCGCCGACUGCUACGACUCCUUCGCCCCCUCCUUCUCCAUCCAAUGGUGCAACCUCACCCUGCUGCAGCUCCGGCCCGGCCCCACGGCUCCGGGGCCGGUGUGGGGUUCUGGGGUGCUGGAGGACGCUGGCGAUUUCCAGCCCCCCACCGAGGCGACCCCCCGGGACCUGCUGCCUGGCUUCCUGGUGACGCUGCUGGUGCCGCUGCUGGUGGCCCUGCUGCUCUGCCUGCUCCUGGGCUACCUCAUGUGCUGCCGCAGGGAGGGAGUGCAAAAACGGAACCUGGAGACGUCUGACCUCCAGCUGUUCCACCACACCACCAUCCGCGGGGACACCGAGGAGCUGAGGCACAUGGCCGGCAGCAGGGACGUCCCUCGCCCCCUCUCCACCCUCCCCAUGUUCAACGUCCGCACCGGGCAGCGCCUCAACCCCCUGCCCGCUGCCAGGGAGGGUGCCCGGGACGGCGCCCGCGCCCCCCUCCUCCCACCCUGA
This is a messenger RNA of Dryobates pubescens (Downy woodpecker), 1524 nucleotides long. It is a transcript of the gene SGCA, whose product is annotated as sarcoglycan alpha. NCBI's taxonomy places the organism in Eukaryota, Metazoa, Chordata, Aves, Piciformes, Picidae. The coding region runs from base 1 to 1524 and encodes 507 amino acids. The transcript is spliced from 11 exons. Gene Ontology annotation, molecular function: calcium ion binding. The record is from RefSeq and is a predicted model, not a curated record. Gene Ontology annotation, cellular component: sarcoglycan complex; membrane.